GGCCGCUGGCUCCGCGCCCUGUGCCACGACUACUCCACCUCCGCCCGCGAGGCCCUGGCGGGCGCCCGCCGCCGCCCCGGCGCCACCCUGGGGGUCCUGAGCGCCCUGGGGGCCCUGGGGGUCUGCGCCGGCUCCGUGCCCGACCUGCAGUCUCUGGAAGGGGCGGCGGUGGCGGCCGGGGGGGCCCUGGGCCGGUUGCCCCCGGGCUGUCGCAGCCCCCGGGCCGAGCGUCGGGUGCUGCGGCUGCUGCGGCUGCGGGAGCGCGGGCGCCUGCGGGUGCUGAGCCUGGGGGUGCUGGCCCUGGCCCACCAGGACCCCCACGGCGCCGACCCCGCGCUCUACGCGGCCACCUGCCCCCACCUGAGGCCCGGGUGGUUGGGGGGGGAUUUCCUGCUGGACGUGGGGUUCCUGGGGCGCUGGUGGGGGCUGGAGGCGGCGCUGCGGGACUGGGACGUCAACGACGAGGAGUUCGGGGGGCUGCCCGAGCCCCUGAGGAGGCUGGACCCCCAAUCCCUGCGUUCAGAGCGCAACGAGAGGCUCUUCCUGGAGAGGCUGCGGCCUGUGGUGCUCAGGGACGAGGACAUCGAGGGCGAGGGGGGGCACUGAGAGACCCCCGGGCACCUCCCCGGGUCAGGAGGACUCUGAGAGUAAUUUAUGGUUUAUUGGGGUGGAGGAAAUGUGGGGGAUUUGACCCCAAAAUUUGGGGAUG
Molecule: messenger RNA, 709 nt
Organism: Neopelma chrysocephalum (saffron-crested tyrant-manakin)
Lineage: Eukaryota; Metazoa; Chordata; Aves; Passeriformes; Pipridae
Gene: TIMM29
Product: translocase of inner mitochondrial membrane 29
Exons: 1
Biological process (GO): protein insertion into mitochondrial inner membrane
Cellular component (GO): TIM22 mitochondrial import inner membrane insertion complex
Source: RefSeq, a predicted model, not a curated record